UGCCAUUUUGUCUGUCUCUGUUUCACGUUACUCAUGUGCCAAGGUGCUUCGUAAAAACUACAAAAGCAAAGUCAAGAACAAAGGUGCGAGCUCUGAAGGGAGACCCCUGCGUCGUUUGCUCCUUAAAGUCUCGUGACCCUCGUUCCCCCUCCUGAAAACAGCACCCAUCCUUCUAAUCCUCACCUCCCCGCAGAACUUCAUAUAACAGCAGAGGAAGUCUCAGAAAGUAGGCCACACAGCAUCAGUCUUCAGCAACAGCCGCGUCAAAGGGGAGGUGGGACGUCUGCAUCACCAGGUGGAGCUCGGAGGAGCCACUUCCUGUUACCAGACUGAGCCUGGAGCUUCAAAGAAGAAGUGGUGUCUACCGCACAGCUGUGUAUAGAGGUCUUUCAGCAACACCCUGUGCUCAAGCACCGAAACCCCUGAUCUUGGAAUUGACCUAGUGGUGUUUGUGGUUACAAAUAGUGAGGGAAAUCCAGUAGCCAGUGAAGAAUAGCUUGGACUCUGAGAUCACCUGAGGAAGUAUGGGGAUUCAGAAGACUGCUGCUUUGGUGCUACUGGUCUUGAUCAUCUCUCCUGCAGAGGCGUCCAUGCUGAAUGAUCCCAAAUUCUGCUACGCCCUGGACGUGAUCCUGUUAAUCUACGGCAUCGUGAUCACCACACUGUAUCUGCGGGAGAGAUUCUUCAAGCCUAAAGUUAAAGACAUAACACAGAAAGACUCGACCUACGCUUCUUUAAGCGGCGGUCAGUCCGCUUACGAUGGUUUGAGAACGAGAGAUGCUGAAACUGGACGUGCCCGAGGGGGUCGCAGGCAGGGGGAUGACGACACAUAUACGCGUCUGAGGGAUAAAACUGAAGACACUUACAAAGAGAUCCAAGUGAAGAAAGAUCGCCGGCCCAAUGAUCAGGUUUACCAGGGUCUGAGUACUGCAACUAAGGACACCUACGACUCCCUGCACAUGCAACCUCUGCCUCCUCGUCGCUAAAAGCAACGCCGAAUCAAUAUUAAUCCAUACGUUAAUAACUGUAUUUCACAUAACAACGUGACUUGAUUCAACUCCAGUAUAGACCCUUUUGGCUUUUUUUUGUGUGUGUGUGUGUGUGUGUGUCUUGAAAACAUUCGCUCAAAUGUGUUUCUCACUUUAGGGGAAAAAGUCGACAGCUUUCGUUACUGUGUACAUUGUUCUUAAUUGGAAUAGCUAAUCUUUUGUUAUAAAUUGAUCAUAUUAAUCAUCAUGACAUCAGAAAUUUGACAUCUUUCAUUUUCCUAUUUCAAACUCUCUCUUGUUCAGUCGGUCAGUGAGCUACUAAAUGACUAUCUUCAGCUCAUCUUAUUUUGCACUUAAUGUUCAUUUUUGUUUCAUUACGUUUUUCUUUUUUCUCUCCUUAUUAGUCAUUAGGGUCUGAAUAACAGCUUAGUCAUUAUUGGGGGGGAAAGUGCUAAAAAAAAAAAAAAACAAACUAGUUUUCUACUGUAGCUUCACCCUAUUUGGAGACUCAGUCAUGAUUUUGUUCUAUUGUUAAUACCAGAUUAAUCAGUGAUGAUUCAAACUAGCUGAACUGACUCUCACAUACAAACUGCAGACUCAAUCCGAAAUGUACAGAGCAACUGAUACGUUACAGUGACGGGUCUUGGCUUUCAUUCUCGCUCUCGUGUCUGUUAAAGUUAAGAUUUGAUAGGAAACGCCUUAGUGAUGCUAAAAUACCACUUUAUGACUUCACUUUCUACAUUACUGCAUUUCUCUGGAGUACUAUAGUUGUAGACUUUAGUAAGUAAAAGUUACAAUGUGUUUUUAAAGUAACUGUCAUUUGUGACAUCCCUGUACAUCCACAUCAACAGUUUCUUUUUUCUGCAUCACUGCCACAGAAACUUCAUCUACUUCUUAUACAUUUAUUGUAUCUUACAAAAAUGCAACUAAGGUCAAAUUAGAGCAGUAUAUUUGGAUAUUCACUGAGCAACGGACACUCAAUGGAGAAGAUGGAUUCCAGGUUGAAAAUCUGCUUUAAAAAAAUAAUAAUAAUACAGGAAGAUGAAGUUUUUUCAGAUAGAUGAAAACCUUUUUCAGCUUAAAUGUACAUAGAAGCCUAGUAAAGUAAGCAGUAUAUGAUUUGUUUUCUAAUAUACACUACCGGUCAAAAGUUUAGACACACUCGUUCUUUAUUUUCCCCCCACAUUUUAGAAUAAUAAUAAAGUCCUCAAAACUCUGGGGUAACACAAAUGGAACUAUGGGAAUUGUGUUGUGAUUAAAAAAAAAAAAAAUCCAAAAUAAUUCAAAAUAAUUUAAUAUUUUAGCAUCUUCAAAGUCGACGCCCUUUUUGCCUAGAAUUUCCAGAAAUGUAUUCUUAGCGUUUUCUCACCCGAUUUCUUGAGGAAUUUCCCCCGAGAUGCUUUUUAAGCAGUAUUAAAGGAGUUCACACCUACACUGGACACUUAUUGACUGCUUUUUGGAAUAUUUCGCUUGCCCGUCUAAAAAAUAUAUUUUUCUUGUAAAUAAAAUGUCAGUCUUCUAAUGAAAGAAAUGAAUACGUUGGCAUGCUUAUAUUCUGUCUACAACACCGAUUUCACACAUUUAAUCACACACCUUCAGAUCAAAAGCUUUUUAAUAUCAUGAGCAACAUUUCAGUCGCGUGUCCCCAUACUUUUGACCGGUAGUGUGUACUGUCUAUAUAAAGCACCUAAACAGGGACUUAUUAAUAAACCUGUUGAGCACCAGUUUAUUUCUGAACAUUUCAAGUGGCACUACGUAAAGUGACGUGUUUUAUGUGGUGUAUGGUUUUCCAUAUGACUUCGAUGUCGAGGCGAACGCAACGAGAAUGGAAGAAAAAGAUAAACAAAGUUUCCAACCACCCAAAGCUGAAGUCAGUCAGCUUUUCUAGAUUUCAGAUUUAAGUGAUACUGAGAAUAUGUAUUUUCUGUGAAAUUGUGUUGUUUUUUCUUUUCUUUAUAUAUAUAAAAAAGAAUUCCUGUCUGUA
This is a messenger RNA of Ictalurus furcatus (blue catfish), 2973 nucleotides long. RefSeq names its product CD247 molecule (gene cd247). Gene Ontology annotation, molecular function: transmembrane signaling receptor activity. Gene Ontology annotation, cellular component: membrane. Bases 525 to 986 code for a protein of 153 amino acids. The transcript is spliced from 8 exons. Gene Ontology annotation, biological process: cell surface receptor signaling pathway. The record is from RefSeq and is a predicted model, not a curated record. Lineage: Eukaryota; Metazoa; Chordata; Actinopteri; Siluriformes; Ictaluridae.